UUUAUUACAUAUAAUCACCCCUUCUCUCUCACUCUCUCUGUCUGAAUUUAUAUAUAUUUUUGCAGUGCAGUGUACUGGCCUGGCCUGGAUCCAUCGGGAACUCUGUUAAAACCUUAAUUCUAAUAAUGGUACAGACGAAAAAGUUCAGAGGUGUCAGACAACGCCAUUGGGGCUCUUGGGUGUCAGAGAUUCGCCAUCCCUUGCUCAAGAGGAGGGUAUGGCUGGGGACAUUCGAGACGGCGGAGGAGGCGGCGAGGGCUUACGACGAGGCGGCGGUGCUGAUGAGCGGGAGAAACGCCAAGACUAAUUUUCCGGUCGUCCCCGACGCCGCCGCGGCGGGGCCGGAGAUUCUCUCACCGUCGCCGGCGGGUUCUCGAGCGUCGCUCUCGUCAAUCCUCAGCGCGAAGCUUCGGAAGUGCUGCAAAUCGCCGUCGCCGUCGCUGACGUGUCUCCGGCUGGACACGGAGAAUUCCCACAUUGGGGUCUGGCAGAAACGGGCCGGGUCGAGGUCCGAUUCUAAUUGGGUCAUGACUGUUGAGUUGGGUGAGAUCCGAAAGACGACCCGGGAUCAGAAUAACAGUCCCGCCGCCGCCGGGAACCCGACUCCUCCGGCGCCGGCUCCGCCGCCGCCUCCGCAGCAGAGAGACGCCGGCGGGCAGAUCGGAGAUGGAAUCGAUGAAGAGCAGAGGAUCGCGCUGCAAAUGAUCGAGGAACUUCUCAACAGGAAUUGAUAAAUAUCAAUUAAAUCCAAGUAUACAAUUUCUCUCUAAUUAUAAUAUAAUUAUUAAUUUAAUUAAUAAAUUAUAAGAACACAUAUAUAUAUAUAUA
Messenger RNA from Andrographis paniculata, 828 nucleotides. Its product is annotated as ethylene-responsive transcription factor WIN1-like. Gene Ontology annotation, molecular function: DNA binding; DNA-binding transcription factor activity. The transcript is spliced from 2 exons. The record is from RefSeq and is a predicted model, not a curated record. Gene Ontology annotation, biological process: regulation of DNA-templated transcription. Bases 126 to 731 code for a protein of 201 amino acids. NCBI's taxonomy places the organism in Eukaryota, Viridiplantae, Streptophyta, Magnoliopsida, Lamiales, Acanthaceae.